AUGGAGACUAACGGACGCUGGACUCGAGAAAGUCUAAACAACGCUUUCAAAGCAGCGCAGAACGAUCCCUCUAAAGUCUUCCUAGACUCCCUCGGCCGGAGGGCAUUCCGUUUUGAGAACACCGUCAUAAAGUACGGUGCAUCCGUGGAUACACAGGAAGCGCAAACACUAUGCUUUAUCCAAAGAUCUGGCUUAGGAAUACCCGUUCCUGAGGUCUAUGCAUACGGGAUGUGUGAGAAAGUGGGGUUCAUUGAGAUGGAGUUGAUGGAAGGCGACACCUUGGAAGAGAUAUGGAGUCAACUCUCAAAGGACGAAAAGCUCAACAUUGCACAACAACUACGUGAAAUUGUGUCUCGACUACGUUCGCUCGAGGGAAGUUAUAUUGGCUCGUUGGACCAACGCCCUGCGGUUGAUCCUCGUCGAAAUCGGCAUCGUGGUGGUCCCUUUGAGACCGAGGCGGCAUUCAAUGAAUUCCUGCUCAGCGACACUAUAUCUACGACCCCACCGAUUUACUGUAAGAUGCUGCAAGAUCUUCUCUCAACCACGAAACACAGGAUUUUGCUCACACGCGGAGACCUGAGCCCGACAAAUAUCGUCGUGAAAGAGGGUCAGAUUGUUGGCAUCAUUGACUGGGAGUUCGCAGGCUGGUAUCCGGAACACUGGGAAUUUGUCCAGUUCUUCCGAGCUUUGUACGCCGACUACCGUGACUACGCCGAUGUGAUAUUCGAAAAAGUAUAUUCUGCCGAGCUUAUGGUCGAUCACUUUCUGGGGCAUUUGACGCGGCAUUAG
Molecule: messenger RNA, 789 nt
Organism: Fonsecaea pedrosoi CBS 271.37
Lineage: Eukaryota; Fungi; Ascomycota; Eurotiomycetes; Chaetothyriales; Herpotrichiellaceae
Exons: 1
Coding region: 1-789 (262 amino acids)
Source: RefSeq, a predicted model, not a curated record